AUGGACUGCUUUACCAAUACUGUCCCGUUCUGGAAAGGCCUCAAGAAAUGGCUGCCCUUUACCAAAACUACAUCGCAAGAACAAGAGAUCAUCAUUUUUGCCGGUGUGGAAAGAGGGCCUGAUGAUCUCGUGGUAACAUACCUUCGGUAUCGUUUUUAUGACCGCCUUCCUUGGGGCGAGUUCAAGAGACUCGGAAGCUCGGCAACACUUGCAGUGGUUAAAGCUGGCUGGAAUUGGAUUAUUCUGGAUCACAUGGCUGCAUCGGUACGCGAAGGACGAUUCAAGGAGUCGGAUCUGGAUAAGGCUCGGGAGAAGGCAAAGGAAAACCGUAAGAGUAAAUUCAGUCGGAGUGCUUCUGAUCCAAUCAGUUGUUUUGGUUGA
This is a messenger RNA of Aspergillus uvarum CBS 121591, 381 nucleotides long. RefSeq lists its product as uncharacterized. The record is from RefSeq and is a predicted model, not a curated record. NCBI's taxonomy places the organism in Eukaryota, Fungi, Ascomycota, Eurotiomycetes, Eurotiales, Aspergillaceae. The transcript is spliced from 2 exons. Bases 1 to 381 code for a protein of 126 amino acids.